This is a messenger RNA of Labrus bergylta (ballan wrasse), 2052 nucleotides long. It is a transcript of the gene gtf2f1, whose product is annotated as general transcription factor IIF, polypeptide 1. The record is from RefSeq and is a predicted model, not a curated record. Gene Ontology annotation, biological process: transcription initiation at RNA polymerase II promoter; positive regulation of transcription elongation by RNA polymerase II. Gene Ontology annotation, cellular component: transcription factor TFIIF complex; nucleus. Lineage: Eukaryota; Metazoa; Chordata; Actinopteri; Labriformes; Labridae. Gene Ontology annotation, molecular function: DNA binding; RNA polymerase II general transcription initiation factor activity; TFIIF-class transcription factor complex binding.
AAUAAAGGAGCGUCGAUGGCGACUAGGAACCAUUCUCCUGGUGGUCCUAUGUUUACUGUCGACUACAUAAACAAGCGGGACAACGACGUUGGUUACGUUUACUAUCCAGAAGCAGAGAAACCAACAACAAUGACUUCCCUGGGGAGCAGCACUUCCUCGGGCACAGAAUACACUGUGAGAGUCCCAAAAAACACCAGCAAGAAGUACAACAUCAUGGCCUUCAAUUCAGGAGACAAAGUCAACUGUUCCGCCUGGACACAGGCUCGAAUGGAAAGAGACAUGAGCGCUCGGCGGAUAUACGGGGAAGAAGAGUCGCAGGACGGCGCGGCCGGCAGUGAGUUUGGUAAAAAACAGCGAGAGGAAGCACGGAGGAAGAAGUAUGGUAUCGUGACGCGUGAGUUCAAAGUGGAGGACCAGCCCUGGAUCUUAAAGGUCAACGGGAAGGCAGGCAAGAGGUUCAAAGGUCAAAAGAAGGGUGGUGUUACAGAAAAUGCAUCCUACUACAUCUUCACUCAGUGUCCCGAUGGAGCAUUUGAGGCAUUUCCUGUCCACGGCUGGUACAACUUCACACCUCUGGCCAAGCACCGAACUCUCACUGCUGAGGAGGCCGAGGAGGAGUGGGGCAGGCGGAACAAAGUAGUGAAUCACUUCAGCAUCAUGCUUCAGAGACGAUUCAGGGAGCAGGAGCGAGGGCCGGACGAUGAAGACGAGGGAGAGAAGUCUGGGAAGAAGAAGAAGAAGGGCGGUGGGAGAGGGGGCGACCUGCGCAUUCACGACCUGGAAGAAGACCUGGAGAUGAGCAGCGACGACAGCGACAGCAGUAUGGGAGACGAUGGAGAGAGCAAGGCGAAGGCGAAGAAAGACAAGGGGAAGGGAAAAGGAAAGAAGAAGAAGAAAAAGGGCGGCGAGCACGAGGCGUUAGAGGACAGCGAUGACGGCGACUACGAGGGUCUGGAGGUGGAUUACAUGUCGGACGAAAGCAGUUCAGACGAGGAGCCAGAGAAGGGACAGCCCAGCAAAGCAGAGGAGCAUCCAAAAGGCAUCGACGAGGCGUCUGAAAGCGAGGAAGAGAGCGAGGAGGAGAAGCCGAACGAAGAGGAGACAAAAGAGGAGGAGGAAGAAGAGGAAGGGAAGAAAACUCCGGUGCAGGCGGAAAAGAAGAAGAAAAAAGACAGCAGCGGAGAGUCGGAGAGCUCAGACGACAGCGACAUCGAGGGAGAGACGGCCUCUGCUUUGUUUAUGAAGAAGCGCACGCCUCCUAAGCGUGGAGGUGGGCGUGGCUCUGCAGGAAGCUCCAGGACAGGAAGUCGCCCCGGCACGCCAUCCAUCGACUCUGCCGCCACCUCCAACACACUCCGCGCUGCUGCAAGCAAGCUGGAGCAAGGUAAGAGACCGACUCCGGGUCCUGGCACGGACUCACCAGCUGCCAAAAGGCUGAAGAUGGAGCCCAGCAGCCAGAGCCCCGCUCCUUCAGGGAAGAGUACACCUCAACCCCCGUCAGGGAAAUCUACUCCUAGCUCAAGUGAUGUGCAGCUGACAGAGGAAGCGGUCCGGCGCUACCUGAUCCGUAAACCGAUGACCACCAAAGACCUGCUGAAGAAGUUCCAGACGAAGCGCACAGGUUUGAGCAGUGAGCAGACCGUCAACGUGCUGGCACAGAUCCUGAAGCGCCUCAAUCCAGAGCGCAAGAACGUGAACGACAAAAUGCACUUUUACCUCACAGAGUAACAGAACAACAAGAGGCGGGGAUGGAGCGACAAGGUGACACAUUUGUGGGUGUUUUUGGCAAACUCUGACCCCCUGGGGAAGAGGUUUAGGUUACGUUAUUUUUGUGAGAUGCCACAGGACUGAGGUUAAAACUGUCUGCACAGUAAAAAAAGGAUUGUGUUUAGUAUCGGGAGCUUGUUUAUUAGAGUCUGAGAUCUGCUCAGAGUCUGUGUGGUUUCUCUCCAUGUGUGAACACUUCAACUUAGAGCUGGAUAAAUAAAAAACAAUUGUUUUUCUUUGGUAGUAACUUUUCUAAUAAAGACUGAAAUCCAUAGCAGUGUUAAA